AUGCCACCAAACGCACAAGGCCAAAGGCAAUGGUUUGUGCCCGUGGCUGUAACAGUGGCUGCUGAUCUUUGCGAUCACAAAUGUGCACACAGAUGUAAAAGGGCAGUCCUAUCUUCUAAGUCUCAAAAACUUAAUUAUCUCCCUACAGAUUCUCUGAAGGGAAGAAAUCCCAAGAAUCCCGAGGGGUCAAAGGAAAAAGAGACUGGUAAAAGAAAAGAUGUGAAGCCUCCAGCAGCCUUAAAGGAAAAGGACUCUUCAAAAGGAAAAGAAAUGAAGGCUUCAACUACGACUAAGGAAAAAGCUGCGGUGAAAAAGGAAGGGGAAAAGAAAGCUACCUCAGAGAAACCUCACGAACACAAGCAUGAACACGUUAAACAUGAAAAAGCUGUCCCUCAGACUAAGCCAGAGGAGAAAAUUAAACAACAAAAGACAACUCCCACUGAGAAGUCAGUCCAGACAAAGCCAGCAAAGCAUAAAGCAGUCAGACAUGAAAAAGAAGUUCCACCUACAAAACCAGUCAAACUGAAAAACACUGCAAAGCCAACAGGUGAAAUCCCAACAGCAGCCACGAAAAAAACAAAGACAGCUAAGGAAAAAGAAGGAGUCCCACCAGCAAAAGAAGCUCCACGACAUCACAACCUGACAUCAGCUCCUGUCCGCUACUUUCAAUGUGUCUUCCUAAAUGGACCUAAUGGAUUUGGACUGCAAUUUCCCACUAACCCCCCUUCAAACAAGGAAGAAAAGACUCACUCAAAGACUUCCAAGAGAAAGACAAGGAAACCAGGGCAGUAGAGAGACUGAAUCUUGUGAUUGCUCACAUUUUGCACUUUAUCUUUUCUGCUGAGGUCCACAGUAGUUACAGUGGUACUUGUCAUUGCAAGAAUGUGAUCCACUUGGACAUAUGUACCUGGAAAAAGUUUCCAUGAGGCAUAGGCAAAACAAGCAGUAAUGAACUGUGUUUGACAAAGGUAGAAGUGUAAAAGUGCCCCGUUUCUCAUGGAAAGGCUGCAAUGCUAACAAAGCGUUGACUUGAUUGUGUGUGUGUUUUCCUGCCUCUUUUGCUCUUCUUUUUCUUUACCUACCUGCUCAGCAUUGAAGUGAGUCUGUUUUCCAUUUAAUCUUAUCUAGGGAGUUAAAUGUUGGAUGUAGCUCUUACAUCAGCAAGACUGCAAGACUACCUACAAUCCUAAAUCAUUUCUUCUUAACGAUCAGUCAAAUUGCUGACAGGAAAAAGCCUCACUAAGUCAUGAAAAUGCGCUCUGUGACUGGUGUUAUUUUUAUGUCUCAUUGACCAGUGUAGCCUGAAGCUCACACUUGCUCUGAGCAGCUCAAUAUACUAUCAGUACAUUGACUCUGCAAGUCAUGUUAAUGAUGAAUAUUUCUAUUUAACUUGAAGCAGUAAAAGCAUGGUCUGUUUGCCCUGCUUGUUGGUGAAAUACAAACUCUUCACUUUCUAAAACCCAAAGUGAGCAGAGAAAGUGAAACAACAUGGCAAAGCUGAGGAAAACUAGUGUUUCACCAACAUGAAGGUCCCAAGAAAAAAAUGAAAUAAUUUUAGUACUUCUACUUUUCUUCUGUGGGUAAAUCAGAUUGACUUGCAGCAAAGACCAUGUAAAUGGAGAAUAUACCAGCCAACCAUUUGCUAUUAGCAUAAGUCAGAUGAAAAGUUAUGAAGUGAGAUGCCACUCAUAAAACUAAAGCAACCCAAAUUUCCAAUAGAUAAACAUGCCAAUUUGAUGUAAUCUCAGAUCAGUGAACAAAAAAAAAAAGAACAAAACAAAACAAAAAAAACCCAACAAACAGGACUAUAUGAAAUAAUCCGGGUAGCUGAUUUUACUAGAUGAAAUGAAAGGACUUCCUCACAGCACACUACUGUUGGUAACUUACAGAUGAGAACUGGAAGUAGAUCUGCCAAUCCUCAACCUUCUUUUGUGCAUUUCUGUAGAAAUAAUGGAUUUGUUGCCUUAAGAAAGAGAUGGGAUGGCAUUUGAUCCAUGUGAAGGCACAUGACUGAAAACUGGCAUCUCAGUUGUCUGUACAUCUGGCAAUGUAAAUAAUCAUGCAUUUUUGCACGCUGCUAUUUGUUUGUAUUUCCUUACUAUAUUUUUGCAUUUAAUCUGUGAAAUGUACAGCAGUGAUCUUAGUUAUAUAGUUACCUGGUGAAGCAGCAUGAUGCUUUUUGUACAACCCGGCUACUUGUAGAGUCUGAUCACACCAGUAACUAUAUACCGCUUUUUUAUUUUUAGCAUAGUUCAAGAUAACAUCAGCCCCUUCCCCCAUCCCCUCGUCCUGCCAACCCAUCCUUACUUUAAUCAAAUAAUUGAUUCACACGAGUUUUUGACAACUGAGUCUUUGACAGGUCAAUGCAAUUCAGAAAGCUUUGCUGUUACGCUUGCUGGGUCAGGUUGGUACUCUGAUUACUGGUCAUGGCCUUAUGUGAACUGGGUUCUUGGUCUUAAUGCACUCUCAUAUUGCACAGGUCCUGUGCUGCAAAACCUGUCAUUGCAACAAGCAGUCUAGACAUUGGUUUCUGGAAAGACGUAGGAACAGGUCCUGCCCUAGGAGUAGCUCUUCCCACAUAGGAGCACACUGCAGAUAGAUAAAAUUGUUCAUGGUGAAUGCCUCCACUGUCACCUGUGAAAUCUGCUCUGGGGAUAGAGCUGUCAAAGAGUAUUUCAUGGUAAAAUGACAAUCUUUAAUUUUCUUUCAGUGGGCCUUUUUAUAUUUCCAGUGACUUUUUUCUCCUCCCAAUUUGUGAUUCUGUAUAUAUUAUUAUGGAUGUUAUUGCCCUAGAUUUUUACUGUGAAAGCUAUCUUAAAAUAAGAUUAAAACUUUCUGAAAAUCAGUUAAUUUAAUUCAAGACUUUAUCUAAUUCUAAUAAUCAGGACAAAAUUUUAAGAUACCAUAAGCCAUUAAUUUUUUCAGUUUCUUUUCACAAAAUAAAUUUUGCUGAUUAUAGUUAGCCUUAAUCCUUUCUUCCCAUUUGAGUUGGGAGAUGACGAGAAUAUGUUCCAGAUCUCAUUUCCAUAAUGUUUCAAUUAGAUAUCUGAAAGCUUUGGAAAUAUAAGCAAUUAAUAUUAUUGAAAAAGUGACAUAAAAUCAGUCAUUUAUUGUUGUUUCCUAAUCUCAGUCACUGCCUCAAAGAACAGGAGAAACAGGUCCACUGUUGGUCCACAGGUCCAAAUGGCGAGCAUUUUUCUCUUUAAAUUCACCUGGAAACUUUAAAAAAAUUACUUGAAUUGCAUGGUUUUACUCAAAUUAGCCUGAAAUAUUGCAAAAUCAUAUGCUGAUUGUUAUCCAUUUCGGAAAAUAAAGAAUAUAAACCUUG
Messenger RNA from Aptenodytes forsteri (emperor penguin), 3328 nucleotides. Its product is annotated as triadin-like. The coding region runs from base 1 to 792 and encodes 263 amino acids. The transcript is spliced from 15 exons. The record is from RefSeq and is a predicted model, not a curated record. NCBI's taxonomy places the organism in Eukaryota, Metazoa, Chordata, Aves, Sphenisciformes, Spheniscidae.